Tricharina praecox is the source of this 642-nucleotide messenger RNA. RefSeq lists its product as uncharacterized. Gene Ontology annotation, molecular function: protein binding. NCBI's taxonomy places the organism in Eukaryota, Fungi, Ascomycota, Pezizomycetes, Pezizales, Pyronemataceae. The record is from RefSeq and is a predicted model, not a curated record. The transcript has a single exon. Bases 1 to 642 code for a protein of 213 amino acids.
AUGGCCAAUUCGUGGUUGAAACGAAGCGGCCCUGAAGCUGCUGAGCUGGAAAAGGAAAUCGACUCCCUCAGACAUACGACUGGAUCCGAUAUCCAGGUGUUGUACAAAAGGGGUUUGGAUUUCAUGAUGCAUGUGCUCGGCGUAAGCAACCCUCGGAAGGAUUAUGGUGGAUUUGAAGGUUUGCGGAAAGCAGAAGUGUAUCUGCAGAGAGAGAUUAAAGAUCUUCGGGAGAGAUUGGGAAAAGAUCACGCGCUGGGGAUCGAGCUCACGAGGAGUUCGCUUUCGAUUAAGGAUCUACUGGAAAAGACCGGUGAGGCGGAAGAGAUGUGCUGGGACUACAAGCUUGCUUCGGAAAAGGUAUUUGGACGCGAACACCCGUCAACUGCUGUGGCGAUCAUCUUACUUUCAAGAUUCAGCUUGAUACAGAACAAGUGGGAUCAGGCGGAAAAUUUGGCAGUGGCCGCCAUGCAGACAUGUGUGAAUACUGUCGGCCACGAGAGCCCGCACACACGUGCACAUGCUGUUUGGGAGAACCUCGCUCAGGUUAUACAGCACAUGGGAAGAUAUACGAAGCGGAAAACGAACGGAAAAAGCUAUCAGAAACCCUUGAAUGUAAUGAUUGAUGUAAUGGUCGGUGUAUGA